AUGGAAAAGGCAGGAUUUGUCAAUAUCACAGUCAAGGAGUUCUACAUCCCCGUGGGUAUUUGGCACAAGGAUAAGGAGCUGGCCGAAAAGGGCCUCUGGUGGAAGGUUUCUUAUGCUAGAGGUAACUCGUUGUUAGGAUACCUCAACUACAUCUUCAAUGUUGUCAUGGGGUGGACCCCCGAGGAGACUGCGGUCUACGCCAAGCAUCUUCGCAAGGAGCUGAACAAUCCUAACAUCCACGCCUACUUUAAGGGGCGUACUGUUUACGACCGGAAGCCGCAGCCGGGUGAGGUACCUGAACCUAACUAA
Messenger RNA from Neurospora tetraspora, 309 nucleotides. RefSeq lists its product as uncharacterized. The transcript is spliced from 2 exons. Lineage: Eukaryota; Fungi; Ascomycota; Sordariomycetes; Sordariales; Sordariaceae. The coding region runs from base 1 to 309 and encodes 102 amino acids. The record is from RefSeq and is a predicted model, not a curated record.